Tarenaya hassleriana is the source of this 1397-nucleotide messenger RNA. RefSeq names its product bifunctional protein FolD 4, chloroplastic. Lineage: Eukaryota; Viridiplantae; Streptophyta; Magnoliopsida; Brassicales; Cleomaceae. The transcript is spliced from 5 exons. Gene Ontology annotation, molecular function: methylenetetrahydrofolate dehydrogenase (NADP+) activity; methenyltetrahydrofolate cyclohydrolase activity. Bases 112 to 1209 code for a protein of 365 amino acids. Gene Ontology annotation, cellular component: cytosol. Gene Ontology annotation, biological process: tetrahydrofolate interconversion. The record is from RefSeq and is a predicted model, not a curated record.
ACCCUUCAAUUUUCAGGCGCAUCUAAGUGAACAGCGCUAAACCCUAAAAACAAAGUGAACGAUUUACCCUUGUGUUGUGAAAUUUUUCGUUAAGCCCUAAAUUCCUCGACAAUGGCGUCGAUGAUGUUCACCGAUUGUUCCUCCGCUGCGACGUCGCGUCUCAUUCCUCUCCAUCGCCGCACCGGCGCCGUCUUUCUCCGUCAUUGCGUUGGCCAACUCCGCCUUCGAACCACCUCGUCCGAACGGAGCUGCAGCACUCUCUCUGUUCGCUCCUCUUCUUCUCCUACUCCCGUUGUCUCUGCUGAUGCCAAUUCGGAGGCUGCUGCUUCUGCUAUGGUAAUUGACGGGAAGGCUGUGGCUAAGAAGAUAAGAGAAGAGAUUGCUGUUGAAGUUUCUAGAAUGAAGGAUUCGAUCGGCCUGGUUCCUGGUUUAGCAGUAAUCCUUGUUGGGGACAGGAAGGAUUCAGCAACGUAUGUGAGGAACAAGAAGAAAGCUUGUGGAUCUGUCGGAAUAAACUCGUUCGAAGUGCAUUUACCCGAGGAUUCAUCCGAGGGAGAGGUGCUCAAAUUCGUCUCCAGCUUCAACGAUGACCCUUCCGUCCAUGGAAUCCUCGUACAGUUGCCUCUCCCUUCGCACAUGAAUGAAGAGAAUGUGUUGAGUGCGAUUAGUUGUGAGAAAGACGUGGACGGGUUUGGCUCGCAGAAUAUCGGGGAACUUGCGAUGCGGGGAAGAGAACCUUUGUUUGUUCCUUGUACACCCAAAGGAUGCAUAGAGUUGUUGCGUAGAUACAACAUUGAGAUUAAAGGAAAGAGAGCUGUUGUGAUUGGGAGGAGUAACAUUGUCGGGAUGCCUGCAGCUCUGUUACUGCUGGGAGAGGAUGCAACCGUCAGCAUUGUCCACUCGAGAACCAAGAACCCCGAGGAUAUCACGAGGCAGGCAGAUAUCAUAAUCUCAGCUGUUGGGCAACCAAACAUGGUUAGGGGGAACUGGAUAAAGCCUGGUGCAGUCAUCAUCGAUGUUGGGAUCAAUCCAGUUGAGGAUCCAAAAGCUCCACGUGGCUACCGAUUGGUCGGAGACAUCUGCUACGAGGAAGCCCGCAGCGUGGCAUCUGCAAUCACGCCAGUUCCCGGCGGUGUGGGACCGAUGACCAUAGCCAUGCUUCUUUCCAACACUCUCCUUUCGGCCAAGAGAAUUCACAACUUCCGGUGAAAGUUUCUGCCUUUAGGGUCGAGAUCUUCAACAGCAUCCCUGUUUUUGUGUUUUCUAUGAACCCAUGAUUUAGAUUAUUAUAUAAAAAGUGUUCAACUUGUCAAUCAGAUGCUUAUAAGCGAAUCAUGUUGACCAAAUCAUGUAUGAAGAAAUGUAUGGAAUGUCAUGGUGUUGUCGUGUUCGUGCAA